Molecule: messenger RNA, 6888 nt
Organism: Porites lobata
Lineage: Eukaryota; Metazoa; Cnidaria; Anthozoa; Scleractinia; Poritidae
Source: the annotation of a GenBank genome assembly
AUGGCGACUGCAAGACUAGAAUACGUUCAGAGUGAUUCUUCUUCGUGUGGUGUCAAGCCUUUUAUUGGUUAGACUUAUUUGUGAGCAACCUUUAGAAAAAAUUUUGUCAAGAGAUAGUCGGCUAAUUGUGCUUUCUUUUUGCUUUUGUAUAAAACGUGCUGAGUUUGUGCCACUUGUCCCAUAGACAAUAGAUAGAUAGAUAGAUUUCGGUUGACCAUUCCAAUUCUUUUAUGCAGUACAUUUCACAAAUGCAAACUUGAGAUCUGGCAAGAAAGAUAACAAAAAAAUCAAAUUUGCCUGUUAUCGAUGGGCCGACCAUACUGAUGAAAAGAAGAAGAAGAGAAGAACUCUGGUGAGUGGAACCAAGUGAAAUGUGUGUGUGGUAUUGUUUUCCUUUUUGAUGCUUUUAUACUAUUUGUGUAAGGUCUUGGAAAUUUUUCUUUUCUUUCAGUUGUCAUUUCUGAUCUCCUUUUGCUAAAAAUUGUUCCCAGACAAUUUUAAAUUCGACAAAGGGGCAUGCUGCUAAAGAAAGCUCUUGCAAUGAUCAGCAUCAUCAAUCUCAUCAUCAUCAUCAUCAUCAUCAUCAUCAUCAUCAUCAUCAUCAUCAUUGUCGACGUCAUCUUCAUCUUUGUUUUUGUCAUUGAUCUCGUCAUUGUCUUAGUCAUUAUUAUUAUCAUCAUCAUCAUCAUUCCUCUGCAACUGCUCAUCAUCACUGCCUUCAGCUGAACCAUCAUCAUCAUCCUGUUCUGUUCAAGAGAGGAAAAAACUUCUCUGAAACCCCCAUGGAAAUUUCAGUUUUAUAGCUAAGUUGUUUCAACUAAAAAAAAAACUAAAAAGGCCCCAUUUGUCCAGAAACUCAGCUCACUAUUAGCAUUGUUUUUUAGAUUGCUGAGACGGACAAAAUGGAGUAUGCUGGUCAAAACUUUGGAGAAUCUGCUAGAUCUAACACAUUGUGCAAGUGAGUACUAUUACAAAUGAAUGUUGUUAUUUUUAUAGAUUUCUUAUUUUCUUUCUUUAUUUUUAUCCUGUUAAAAAAGAUAAGUGUUCAGUGACAGUGAUCCUUCUUAGGAGAAAUGUCACCCAGGCUUUUACUUUUUUUCUGAGAUAAAAAAUAUCUACCUGUAUAUGUUAUGUUUGUUUUAUAAACAGAGGGUUUGUUUGAUUUGUAGAUAUGUCCUUGGGGUUUACAAUUCAAGAACAGAGGUGAUGAAGAUGUAUGACACUGAGAUGAUUACACUACAGCCUAAAGUUCUAGGUAAACUAUCAGAGGGUUCGAUUUGUAGGUUUGGGGGAUGUGACUACAGUCAUCUCUCUCUAAGAGAGACAUCUUCGGGACCAGCCCUGACUGUCCGUCUUAAAGAGGUGUCUACAUUGUCAAUUUCUAACAAAAUUUGUGCCGGAAAUUCCCUCAAAAUUGGCUAUUUUUACCAAUUGUUUUUUGGCAAAGUUUGCUCCUGAAAAUUCCCGCAAAAAUCCUGUGAAAUCGGCAGAUCUUUCCACAAAUUUGUCCUGAAAAUCCGGCAACAUUUGGCUUUUCUUUCCACGACCUAUCAGAAGCCCUGGUUAAGAGACAGUUGAAUGUAUAGGUCUUUUUAACUUGAACCCUAACUUUAAUCUUUUCAGUCUCACUUCACCUGCUUCUGAUUUGCAUGGGAUCACUCCAGUUGUCUAUCUGUGAUGGGUAGGGGCUCUACCUUGUACAGAACCUAAGUCCUGCUCAUGCCCAUCCUCUCUCAGUAGUUCUGUGCUCAGUAAAGGGGGUACGAUAAAACAAGUAAACCACAUUAUUGUAUCAUAGUGAUUUUGAGUCGUUAAAUAUAUGUACCCAAAAAUAGAGGGGGAAGUUCAUCAAUGGGAAAUUGGCAUGUUUGAAUAUAUUUUACUGGUCACAAUUGAAUUCAGGUUAAAAUUUUUAAACCUAGGUUUGAUUCUCAAUUUCCUGUGUCUCUUAGCCCUAAUUCACGAAUAAUAUUAUUAGAGCUAGAAAACAAAGAAAAUUCAGAAUCGACCCAGGUUAAAAUAUUUUAACCUGAAUUUAAUUUUCACCUGUAACAUAAUUAUUUAUACAUUUUUGACUGGCAAUGUUUGAGAAUAAGAAUAUAGGCAACGAACUCUAGAAAUUCAUUAGCAUUCAUUAUUAUUGUAAAUACUAGAAAAAUGGAUGAAAGAAAAUAUUCCAAUAUAUGUAGUAUUUUCCAGCUUGUAGAUACUUGCAUCUUUUGGUGGCAAAAAAAGGCUCUUUUUACUGUUUUUUUUUCCUGUAAAUGUUUUGUAGCAGGAAAAAGCUUUUUAUGUUAUAUAGGGAUAUGCAUACUCAUGAAUAUUGUGUCCCCUUAAUAUUGUUUUCAUUGGUGCAGUUGAUACUGAGUUAAACCACACAGAAGGAGAACAAGACAAUAAGAUGGAACUCUCUUACAUUGAAAAGGUAAAUAACCAGUGAUUCAAAAGGAUAAAAAGAUAGGAAUUGAACUCGUCCUAACAUUAUAUUCAAAAUGUCAAUAACUUUUUGUUGGCAUUUUUGUCAUCAUGGAUCUGUUAUAAAACGUUUUGUUACAAAAAACACUCUUACCUGAUGUCACUUUUGUUCUUUAGUUUGUUUUGUCACUUUAACCUGUAUAUGUAACAUUAUGGCAGAUUUUCAUUUUUUAUCUUGUCACUUGAUAAUAAUGUUAUGUUGACAUCAAAAUGUUGUGUUAAAAUCUUUUCGCUCAUUUUUAUUGUUAAAUGUACCACUUUUUUAACCUCCAAAACAUGUGUCUCUAAGCUGUUUCUUACUUGAAAUUCAAAAGAUAUUUUUGUCUUUCAGUAAUAAUCUGCUCACUACUAUUUUGUAGAAUGAUCUUCUCACAGAAGCGUUUGGAAGCAGUAAAAAGAAAAGAGCCAUGGCAUCUCGACUGCGAAAUAAAAUUGACAAUACAGGGCUGGAUGACACAGUGAAUGAAGUUGUACAGGCUCUGGCAAAUGAACCAAUGGAUAAAACAGGUCUAAAUUUUGAUGUUCCGGAUUAAUACAGUUUCUAGAUGAUAAAUACAAUAAUUUUAAUCAGGCACAUGACUCAGCUUGACAAGUGUUUAAAUGAGCAUGGUCAUGCUGAAAUAUUAUCUUUUUUGCAAUAUUUAGCAAAAGGUGUCAGAAGUUUUCUUGUGCAGCAUACAUAGAUUCCUUUUUAUAGCUUUUUGUCACCCCAUGCUAGGAAAUCCUAGACUGUCUUUCUGGAUUCUAUGGAUUGGAUUCUAUGCCGUGGAUUCUGGAUCCAGGCACUGGAUUUUGGAUUCUUUGAGCUGAUUAUUACAGCUUCCAAAGGCCUGUAUUCUGGAUAAUUUCCAUAAGAAAAUUUUCUCGCGUUCUGGAUUCCGACUCCCCUUUAUACCUGGGGUGAUUUAUGUAUUUUCCUGUUGCCCCUGAUUUUAUCCAUUUUUUACUGAUUGCAGAUGGCAUGGAAGAACAGUACUCAUCCAUUCCUCCAUUUAAUGCUAGUGCGGCAACUCCUGCUGAUGUCUACAAACUAGAUGAUAGUAUCCUUUUCAAAUUUCAAAUUAUGUACAAAAUGUUUGUUAUAGUCAUAUUCUCCAUUACUCGUUUCCUAUAGAGAACAUUAGUGGCUUUGACCUGUUAAGCUGCUUUUACUGUCUGAAAUACAUGGCAAACUUAUGCUGGGAAUCCCAAGUUGUUGUGUGUAAUCAUGAAAAUUUGCCCUAGACUAUAUGGUUAGCUAUGUGGUUAGGUUAGUCCUGAUACUGUCCAUAGAAUGAUGUAACUUAGAUAACAGUGCUUUAGAGUGUGUGUGAACUUCCUCUUGAUUCAUCAACAAAAUUCUAGCACCAGAUCUUUGUUUCAUUUUAGCAAAAUGUUAAUAGCAUUUUAUGUUGAGAUCAACACAACUUUCUGUAGUAAACUUGUCAACGUUCCUUGACUUAUUGAAGUUAUAACUCCUUUGGAAUAUGAAGUUUUGCAGAAAAAAUCGCUGGAACUUAAAAAUGCAGACAGAGAUACAAUAAGCACAUGGAGAAAUCAAAGAAGGUACGAAGUACAUAUUUGCAGCUAAUGCAGCGUGGGAAAUUUUGUGUGCCAAAGAUAUAUAAUAUGAUAUUAUAUAGCAAUGAUUAUGAUAUUUACAUCAUACUAUUUACUGUAACAUCACAGCUUAACCGACAGAUGACCAAUAACAUCGCGACUUAAUCGAUCAGUCAGGUCAAUAACCAGAGUUUAAUAACAUCAACUGACGUGAUAGAUACAACUCACUUUGACUCUGAAGAUGACUACUGCACAGGUUGUCGAAAUGUCAGUCACUGUCAACAACAACAGUCCUAUUCCAAACUACGUUCACCCAGAAGAUCAUCCUCAACCUUCUUAUGAAAUGAUAUUUACUUUUGCCUUUUUAUGUUAACUUGUAGGUUCCCAGAGUAUAUUUUGCGGCACUUAGAAGUGAUGUCCAUCAAUCCUUCACAACGUCUCCACCAGUCAUGUUGCCUCUUAUAUUUAUCAUACAUGAUAACAUUAUAUGGCUUGAACUAUCAGGAUCUGAAGAAAAAAGGUGAAUGCUUUGGACCGAACAAUACACAUAGUCAUACAAUCGUGAGUUCCUUGUGAUUUGGGUCUUUAGUGGCCAGUUUACAGUCAUACCAAUAAUUUGAGACUGUUUGCGUGCGCUAUAGUAGAGACCUUUAGAUUCAAGGACAAGGAGGACCACCAGGACGAGAUUUAACUUAAAAGCUUUUUGGCAUUUUAAUUUCUAAAAAAUUUUCUUCUGAGAGGACGUGUGCUUACUGGCGAUGAAUAGUCUGUUAGCGUACUUCAGCAACCAUCAAAAGAGAUGUAGAUACUUUGUUGUGACACAUCGUGACAAGUGACAACAGCACACUUACUGAAUGUCCAGCAAAAACCAUGUGCUUGCAAAACCAAAAAAUAGCCCGCUGACUUUGGAGAGAGCAUUUGGUUUGAGUUUUCUUUUUUUCGCUGUGUGCUGUGUUUUUCCCGUAAAAUUUUUUUACUGCUUUUGGACAAAUGCAAUAUGCAUAUGUUACAACUAAUGAAUGUUUACACUAGUGACAGUUUCGUGAGAAGAAGAAGAAGAAGACAAGAAGAUAUAUUUCACUCAGCUCGGUUUACAUAUGACACAGAUUGAAAAAAUAACAAAUAAACAUUAACAUAAGUAAAGAAUUUAAAGCAACUGGAUAGUCUUUCUCGUCUUAGAAUCUAAAGGUCUCCAAUGUGUAAAACUUGGCAAAAUUCAGGUUGAGGCGAUAAGAGUGUUUGAAAGUAAGUUACGAUGUCACUGCUGACCAUUUCUGCUAAGAAUCAUUGUUACCAACAAAAAUUGAGAUUGAAAUCCCUAAAUAGCAACAGGACACCCAAGCAACCAGAGGAGACCCAAAGAUUAGUGUACUGUGCUUGCAGCCAAAAAAAGUUGACUGCAACCUCAUGAGCCUGGGUCAUUUUUUCUCAUUUUAUAGAUCCUCUGUAUGGAAUGCCUGACAUUAUACAGAAGAAACUCUUGUCCAUGUUUUCACUGCAGAAAGGAAAAUUCAGGUAGGAUUAAUAAUUAACGAGCCAGUGGAAUCUGAAUCAGAACAUGAACUCUCUCCAUUUGCAAUUUGAUGGAAAAUUGCAACUUUUGAUACUCUGUGCUGAAGCAUUUUUUUGUGAGCACAAACCUUAUUUACAUGAUGAAAUGAAUUUUUUUUAUUUACUUUUGCAGAGCAAUUCCAAAAAGACUCAAGGAUAAACUUGUGUCUUACAUAUUAGUGCUAGUAUUGAUGAUUGAUGAGUAUACGGUAGAGUGCAGUGUGAUCAUGAAAGAUCUUGGCAUGUCUGAUUCAAGGUAUGAGACCAACUUUGGGUACUGAAAGCAUGGAAAAUAAGCUUGCAUGUCAACAUGUCUUGUGUUUUGACAAUUGAACAUGCUGUUGUCCAUUAACACUAUGGAGUGUUAAUGGCGGCUCUAAGGGGAGAUCUCUCCUUCGCAGUGUGGGCCUCUUCGUGUCAUAGGGAGGCUGGGAGGAGAGGGAGAAAAGAAAGUGCGCAGGGAACAAUGGAAAGAGGAAAGCCAUAUCUCUCCUCCCACCAUCCACCGUGUGCUUACUAUUUUUUUGUUAUUCUAUUUUUAAUGAAAUACCCAGUGAGAGCCCAGGGCUGUCAUGAGGGUUGAGGUAGAGGUUUUCCCCUUCUACUAUGAAUGUGGCCCCCGGCUACUUUCAUAGGAAAAUACAAGAAAAAUAGAACUAUAAGAAACCCCCACCUGUUUGAUUUCUCGCCUACUUGUUGUAUUUACCCGGCAACUUGAAAUCUUGGUGACAGCCCUUGAGAGGCUCUUUAGAGGAGAGAGCAAGGUGAGGGAGACUUGUAAGUCAAAUUUGUAAAAAAAAUUGUGAAGCUAAUUAUAAUUGAAUUUCCAGAGGGUUUAGGGGUUCAAACCAAUAUACCCUCAAGCAGAAAGGUAAAAGGGUUUUGGCACCCACAAUGGUAUUUAUUGUCCUCAGAACCCCUGGUGGAAGCCUGCUCCCUCAGUGAGCCUCAGCAUUCCACAUACAGUUAGUCACCUGAUUUCAGGCAAAAUCCUUGAAGGGCAUGAGCAGUGAAGCUGUGAGAGAAAUGGGGCGGAAACUUGUGUGUUUGCAUCUUUGUUCCAUCCCACCAAACAAACUACCCGCUACACAGGCUUCAUGUAUCAUAUUUUUGCAUUUUGUAGACUCAGUGCACUGUUAAUAGGAAUUUCUUUUGAUUGGCAGAUUAACAGCUCACAUGAAGGCAAUUGGCUGUGUUGUAAGAUCAUCCAAAGGACAAAGGAAACGAAAACUUGACGAUGAAAAGGACAGCACUCCUUCCUCUAAAACAGCGAGUCUUGAAAUUCCUUUACCCCCUGACUUCCAAAAUAGCACAAACAGAUGA